AUGUCGGCCCUCACCCAGACAUAUACGCUGCAGAAGCCUCCGGGGGCCAUGUCGCGUUAUCGCAGCUUGAGGGGCAAGAGCGUAUCGGAAACACGUAGUAUGGUCGAAUCCAUACUCGGCGGGGAUGCUGGCACAGAAAAGGGUACUGGUAGUCCGAUCAGGUCAGCCUUUGGGUCUAGGUAUCGAAAGAGGGCCAAAACUGUCAACGCCAGUGACGCCCCAGAAGUCCCUCCGCCACUGCCAUCUGCCACCGAAAUGAACAUGAGCCUGAGCAAGCCGGUCAACUCGGUGCAGCCAUUGGGUGACAAAGAACCCACGACCCCUCCCAAGAAAUCUAGCUCUCCGUUGAAGAGAUCACCAACUACGGAUAUGAAAACAACUAGGAGGUUGUCCGAUGCGGAGACGCUGGGCGACAUCCAUGAUCAGUUCCCGGCGGUGCCCACUCCUACUGCAGAAAUACCUGUUGCGACAGCCCUUACGGCUGAUACCGCAGUCGACACGGCCAGUAUCAAGGGUGAUGUCCCUGCCAAGCCGCAGCAGACUCAGGAACAAAAACUUCUUCAGGAGAUCGAGAAGCGACGAUUGGAGGAAGAAGAGGCUAUACUCCAUGCGGAUAAGGAGGCGCGGCUCAAGGCCGAGACGGGUCGCAUUGUGGCAGAACAGAAGCACAAGGAUAUUGAACGGCUGCACUCUGAGCUGAGAGCCGGUUCAUCACAUGGCAGCGAAGCCAGCAGCCUGCAGUCAUCACCGGUACAAACUUCGCCAGCACAGCCAAAGGCGAGGAGCCCUUUGCUUGCAAAGUUCUUCUUCAGGCGGGGGCGGCGGUCCGACGCUGUUACCUUGUCACCGACCUCGUCGACUUGUACGUCUGUUGCAGGUGAUUCCAGCAGGGCUACGAGUCUGGAGCCACAAUUGAUGCCGAGGACGUUUCUUGAACCUGGGUCGACGGCUUUUACGUUUCCUCUUCGGCCAGAUUCACCAACGCUGAAUAGACAUGGGGCAGAUAGAUCCGUCCAGGUUCGCUGCCGAGGGGUGCGCCAUGACGUUAACGUCACUCCAGAUACCAAUGCUGUCGAUGUCCUCAUUGCGUGUGCAGACGACGCAGACCAACCCUUCAACACUUGCACCAGCGUCGUGGUCGAGUCAUACGCGACCCUGGGUCUAGAACGCCGGCUUCGUCGCUACGAGCGCAUCAAGGAUGUUCUCAACUCUUGGGACCGUGACACCCAGCACCAUCUACUCAUCGACCCCUCCUCAGAUACCUUUGACAGCCACCAAGACCUGGACAUGUCCUCUGUCCCUGGAGGUGAAGGCUCUAUGCCGCCACAAGGCUUCGUUCUCCAGAUGUACCACUCCCAGCGGCCCGGCAAAUGGAGCAAGCGCUUCAUUACCCUACUCGGAAACGGACAGCUCUUUUCAUGCAAGAAGGCAGACUCGGUUCUUAUAAGCCAGCAGCAAGUCGGUGGCGGCAGCGCCAGUCCGGCCCUGAUGGCAGCAGCGGCCACCUCAAUGGGCGCCACCAUGCUAUGCCAUCUCAUUGGCUACGACAUUUACACUCCGACCGAGAUACAGGCAAAGAAAACCCUCAAGCCGCCCAAGCGCUUCUGCUACGCGGUCAAGUCCCAGCAGAAGACGAUGGAGGCUUCGGCAGACAACUUUGUACACUUUUUCGCCACGGAUGACCCGGACGUGGCCCGCAGGUUCCAUGCCACCAUCCACGGCUGGCGGUCGUGGUAUAUUGUCAACGGGCGCGGGAUCAGGAGCAGCAGCAGCAACAGUACUGACAGCAACAGGCAGGGGCUAGUCUCGGCGUCCCGACCCCAGCACCCAGGGCGAGAAGAUAGUCUUGCCGUUAACCCGAUCCCGCACCCUUCCCCGGAUCAGGAGUUGCAGCUGCAGCAGAGGCCUACGACGGCGACAGGGGCCCCGCAGAUAACGGCGGUGCGGCACAAGCCCAAGAAGAGCAUCAGCCACGUCAAGGUUGCGGGCGGUCGGCACCGACUGCGGGUCAGCAUCGACGAGGCGCCUUACACCAUCGGCGACUUCCAGCCGCUGUUGGACCUGGGCCGGUUCGACAAGCCGAUCGAUGAUUUUGGCAAGGACUGGGUGCUGAGGGCGAGCGUGAUGCCGUCGGGGGCGGGGGGCGUCGCUGGUGUGGCCAAUAUGCCUGACGGUAGCCGCGAGCAUGAAUUUGCGAGUGGGCAUAAGAAGGUCGCAAAAGGGUGUGUGUCGUCGGAUGCCAAGAACACAGUUGAAGAGGUUGAGCCUGAUCAAGAGCCAGCUCGACCCAGAUCAUCUGAACUGCCUAUCGGACCGGCAGCUCAUCCCCAACCACCUGAAAUACAUGCAGAGACACCUCCCUCGCCAGGUAUGGACGACUCGCACAACCCUGUAAACACAGACCCAACCGAGCAGUACGCUUCAUCUCCACCACCGAUUCCAUCCUUGCCCAAGUCGGAGACCAAGUCUUGGUUCCCUUCGGCCUCGGCACACACAGCCGGCCAGAGGGCCAAGGAUGAAGUGCACGGGCGCGCCGCAGCGUUACGGCCGUCGACCUCUGCCGGCGAAAAGAGGUCAUCUUCAUAUUUAUCCCCGAACCAAGGCCAGGUUUUCACAGCCUUUUGGGGAUAUGGAAACGGCGUCUCGGAACGCCCCAGAAGACCCAACAUGCCAUCCUCGUCGUCGUCGUCGACGUCGGGCAACCGCCAGCGCCGCCCGCCGAUGCCGCACUCGCCACACUCUGGUCUCCAGUCGCAGCAGCAGCGCAUGCUGGACGUGCCAAUGCGGUACGCUCCCGGUGGUGGCAGGCGGCAGGAUGCCAGUGGUGGUGGCGGCAACAGCAGGCCGCCGACGAGCGAUGGGAGCAGCGGCGGCAGGGCGCAGGGGUCGUUAGUCAGCCGCGGACGGUCAAAUACGGUCGGCAACGCGGGGAGGCCGCCGCCCUCGCAGCCGGUGCCGCCGGUGCCGUCGUUCAGGGGCAAGAGUGCGGCCAGGACGCAGGGACCGCCUGGAGUCGAGCAUUGGGCUAGGGGGGUGGCCAGCGCCGAGCGGGAGAGGGGGGUUGGGCAUGGUGGGAUGAAGGGUAGGAAUGGGAUGGUUAGGUGUUAA
Molecule: messenger RNA, 3108 nt
Organism: Pyricularia grisea
Lineage: Eukaryota; Fungi; Ascomycota; Sordariomycetes; Magnaporthales; Pyriculariaceae
Exons: 2
Coding region: 1-3108 (1035 amino acids)
Source: RefSeq, a predicted model, not a curated record